Sardina pilchardus (European sardine) is the source of this 12159-nucleotide messenger RNA. RefSeq names its product ubiquitin specific peptidase 24 (gene usp24). Lineage: Eukaryota; Metazoa; Chordata; Actinopteri; Clupeiformes; Clupeidae. The record is from RefSeq and is a predicted model, not a curated record. Gene Ontology annotation, cellular component: nucleus; cytosol. The transcript is spliced from 67 exons. Gene Ontology annotation, biological process: protein deubiquitination. The coding region runs from base 79 to 7953 and encodes 2624 amino acids. Gene Ontology annotation, molecular function: cysteine-type deubiquitinase activity; protein binding.
GUAAACAUGGCGGCGUGCACAGCUAGAAGUCUGUGCAAUAUACCACCCUACUAAGUCUAUAGGAUAAAACAAUCAAUUAUGGAGACUGAAGAGGAGCAACAUAUGACAACGCUUCUCUGCAUGGGCUUUCCGGACCCUGUUGCUAUUAGGAAAGCCUUGCGUUUAGCCAAAAAUGACAUUAACGAAGCUGUUGCGCUCCUCACCAACGAAAGCCCCGGGCUCGGGUAUGGAUAUGAGCCGAUGGAAAGUGGGCCUGCGCCCGGGUCAGGGCCCGGUGGAGACAGCGAGAAUACUACUCGAACUGGGACUGGAGGGUUUGAUCCUCCUCCGGCGUAUCAUGAUGUUGUGGAGAGUGAGAGGACUAGCGAUGAGAAUGGAAACUGCUCCGGAGGGAACAUGGAGUUCCCCACCACCAACCUAUACGAGCUGGAGAGUCGAGUGUUCACUGACCACUGGUCCAUCCCUUACAAGCGGGAGGAGUCGCUGGGCAAGUGCCUCAUCGCCUCCACGUGCCUGGCCAGACUCGGCCUCGCUGAUGCAGAUGAGAACUGCAAGCGGUUCAUAGAGCGCUGCAUGCCUGAGGCCUUUAAAAAGUUGCUGACCUCUAGUGCGGUGCAUAAGUGGGGGACGGAGAUCCACGAGGGCAUCUACAACAUGCUGAUGCUGCUGGUGGAGCUGGUGUCCGAGCGGGUCAAGCAGGACCCCAUCCCCGUGGGCCUCAUGGGCGUGCUCACCAUGGCCUUUAACCCCGAUAACGAGUACCACUUCAAGAACCGCAUGAAGGCCUGCCAGCGCAACUGGGCCGAGGUGUUUGGGGAGGACAACAUGUUUGCUGUCUCGCCCACCUCCAGCUACCAGAAGGAACCUCACGGCUGGCUGGUGGACCUUGUGAAUCGGUUUGGUGAGAUGGGGGGAUUCACUGCUAUCCAGGGCAAGCUGAACAUGGAUGAGAUUGAGAUCGGGAGUGUGUCGGCCCUGGUCCAGCCGCUGAGCGUGUGUGCCGAGUAUCUCAACUCCAACCUCGUCCAGCCAAUGCUGGACCCUGUUAUUCACAAGAUGAUCACCUACGUGCAGAAUCUGGAGGAGAAAGACCUCAAAGAUAAGCGUCUGGUGAGCAUCCCAGAGCUCCUGUCUGCGAUCAAGCUGCUGUGCAUGCGUUUCCAGCGGGAGCUGGUCACUGUGGUGGACGACCUCAGGCUGGACAUCCUGCUGAGGAUGCUCAAGACUCCACACUUCAGUGCCAAGAUGAACUCCCUCAAAGAGGUGACCAAGCUGAUCGAAGAGAGCACCGUGUCCAAGACGGUGAAGAACGCCAUCGACACGGACCGGCUGUUGGAUUGGUUGGUGGAGAACUCUGUCCUCUCAAUAGCCCUGGAAGGGAAUAUUGACCAGGCGCAGUACUGUGAUCGGAUAAAGGGAAUCAUUGAGCUUCUGGGCAGUAAGCUCUCUCUGGACGAGCUGUCGAAGAUCUGGAGAAUACAGGCCGGCCAGUCCUCCACUGUCAUUGAAAACAUUCACACCAUCAUCGCUGCAGCAGCUGUCAAGUUUAACUUUGACCAGCUUAGCCACCUUUUUGUUCUCAUUCAGAAGAGCUGGGAGGUAGAGAGUGAUCGUGUUCGGCAGAAGCUGUUGAGUUUGAUCGGAAGGAUCGGUCGAGAGGCUCGCUCCGAGGCCACGACUGGCAAGGUGCUUGAGGUGCUGUGGGAGUUGGCCCAUCUGCCCACUCUACCCACCAGUCUGGUGCAGCAGGCCCUGGAGGAGCACCUGACCAUCCUGAGCGACGCCUACGCUGUCAAGGAGACCAUCAAGAGGAACUACAUCAUCAAGUGCAUCGAGGACAUCAAGAAGAUACAUAUGCUGGACGAGCCAAAGUCUUCAAACGAGACACAGGUCUCGUUUCUUACUGGCUCCUGGGGCAAGAAGAAACCCAGCUCACUGGCCAAAUCGUCCCAGCAGAGCAACCCUCAGGCUGUGUGGGUGGUGCCUGCCCUGCGGCAGCUCCAUGAGAUCACCCGCUCCUUCAUCAAACAGACCUACCAGAAGCAGGACAAGAGCAUCAUCCAGGACCUGAAGAAGAACUUUGAGAUCGUGAAGCUGAUCACCGGCAGCCUCGUGUCGUGCCAUCGCCUGGCCGUGUCCGUGUCCGGCACCAACGGGCUCUCCGGCUCCACGCUCGUGGACGGAAGAUACUCCUACCAGGAGUAUCUGGAGGCCCAUCUGAAGUUCCUGGCCUUCUUCCUGCAGGAGGCCAGCCUCUACCUGGUCUGGAACCGGGCCAAGGAGGUGUGGGAGUGCCUGGUGUCCGGCAUGGACGUAUGCGAGAUGGACCGGGAGAUGUGCUUUGAGUGGUUCACCAAGGGCCAGCACGAUCUGGAAAGUGACGUCCAGCAGCAGCUGUUCAAGGAGAAGAUCCUCAAACUGGAGCCUUAUGAGAUUACUAUGAACGGUUUUAACCUCUUUAAGACCUUCUUUGAGAAUGUGAACCUCUGUGACCAUCGACUGAAACGGCAGGGAACGCAGCUGUGCGUGGAGCGGCUGGACUUGGCUGGCAUGGACUUCAUCUGGCGCAUCGCCAUGGAGUCUCCCGACGAGGAGAUCGCCAACGAGGCCAUCCAGCUCAUCAUCACCUACAGCUACAUCAACCUCAACCCCAAGAUGAAGAAGGACUCUGUGUCUUUGCAUAAGAAGUUCAUUGCAGAUUGUUACAAAAGAUUAGAGGCCGCCAGCUCUGCCCUGGGGGGGCCCACCCUCACCCACGCUGUCACCAGGGCAACCAAGAUGCUGACAGCCACCGCCAUGCCAACUGUUGCCACAUCUGUGCAAUCCCCUUCCAGGUCAACCAAGCUGGUGAUUAUCGAGAGGCUGUUGUUACUGGCAGAGAGAUACGUCAUUACUAUAGAGGAUUUGUACUCGGUUCCUCGGACCAUUCUACCUCACGGUGCCUCCUUCCACGGCCAUCCCGUGUCCCUCCACGUUACCUACGAAUCUACCAAAGACACUUUCACUCUGGAGGCUCACAGCAACGAGACCAUCGGCAGCAUCAGGUGGAAGAUUGCAGAGCAGCUCAGCUGUCCGGUGGACAAUGUCCAGAUCUUUGCCAAUGACAGCAUGCUGACGAUGAACCGGGACCAGAAGCUCCUGAACCAGCUGGGCUUCUCGGACGAGCAGGGUCUGACGGUGAAGAGCUCGGGGACGGGCACGCCUUCAGGCAGCUCAGCGGACAGCUCGGCCUCUGUCAGCAGCAGCAGCAGUGGGGUCUUCAACUCAGCCUAUGCCCUCGAGCAGGAGAAGUCCCUGCCAGGCGUGGUGAUGGCCCUGGUCUGUAACGUCUUUGAGAUGCUCUACCAGCUGGCCAACCUGGAGGAGCCCAGGAUCACACUGCGUGUGCGUAAGUUGCUGCUGCUCAUCCCCACGGACCCCGAGGUGCAGGACGCCCUCGACAACUUUGUGCCAAAAGAGUCCAGCGUCUGGAGUCACCAGAAAACGCUCUUCACGCUGGGCUCGGGCUCCCAGGCCUCCAAGUCUCCGUCUCUGUCCAGCAAGCAGCAGCACCAGCAGAGCGCCGCGUCCAUCCUGGAGUCACUGUUCCGCUCCUCCGCGCCGGGCAUGUCCACCUUCAGAGUGCUCUACAACCUGGAGGUGUUGAGCUCAAAACUGAUGCCCACGUCUGAUGACGAGAUGGCCAAGACCAGCGUCAAGUCUUUCUGUGAGAACUUCCUCAAAGCAGGAGGCCUGAGCCUGGUGGUAAACGUCAUGCAGCGGGACUCCAUUCCCUCAGAAGUGGACUAUGAGACCAGGCAGGGCGUCUACUCCAUAUGUCUGCAGCUGGCCAGGUUCCUGCUGGUAGGGCAGACCAUGCCCAGUAUCCUGGACGAGGAGUACAGCAAGGAUGGUCUGGACACGCUGUCGUCGCGGCCGUUCCGCAACGCGGGACGACAGGGCGGCCGGCAGCUGUCUCUGUGCGGCACGCCCGAGAAGUCGUCCUACCGGCAGAUGAGCAUGUCGGACCGCUCGUCCAUCCGCGUGGAGGAGAUCAUCCCCGCCGCACGCGUCGCCAUCCAGACGAUGGAGGUGGGGGACUUCACGUCCACAGUGGCCUGCUUCAUGCGCCUGACCUGGGCUGCGGCUGCCGGCCGAUUGGACCUGGUGGGCAGCAGCCAGCCAAUCAAAGAGAGCACCAACUCUCUCUUCCCCCUGGGGGUGCGCAGCAGGGUCAGCAGCACAGGCAGUAACUGCAGCUCUGGCAGUGAGGGCGAGGCCACCACGCUGCAGGCGGGCAUCUGUGUGAAGCAGCUGUGCGUGUCCAUCAAAGACACCAUCAUCGCCCGCGAGGCCCUCUCCCUGCUCGUCACCUGCCUGCAGCUACGCAGCCAGCAACUCUCAUCUUUUUAUAACUUGCCAAGUGUGACUGAUUUCGUCAUAGACAUCCUGCUGGGAUCACCUAGUGGAGAGAUCCGGCGUGUGGCCUGCGACCAGCUGUACACCCUGAGCCAGACGGACGCGUCGGCCUACCCGGAGCUGCAGAAGCCCAACCUGUUCCUGCUGAAGGUGGUGCUGUCCGCCCAGCUGCCCCUCUGGUCCCCCACCAGCAUCAUGAGGGGCAUCAACCAGAGGUUUCUCUCUCAGUGCACUGAAUAUUUUGACUUGAGAUGCCAACUCCUGGAUGACCUGACCACCACGGAGAUGGAGCAGCUACAGAUCAGCCCGGCGGCCAUGCUGGAGGACGAGAUCAGCUGGCUGGACAACUUCGAGCCCACGUGGACCGCCGAGCUGGAGACCAGCGAGGCCGACAACAUCCUGCUGGCCGGACACCUCCGCCUCAUCAAGACCCUCCUCUCGCUCUGCGGCAACGAGAAGGAGCAGCUGGGCUCCUCCCUCAUCCAGCAGCUGUUGGACGACUUCCUGUUCCGAGCGUCCCGCAUCAUCCUGAACAGCAGCGACCCCUCCAGCUCCUCAGCCCCUAGCCACGACUUCCACCCAAAGUGCAGCACGGUGAGCAGUCGUCUGGCAGCGUACGAGGUUCUGGUGAUGUUGGCCGACAGCUCCAUCACCAACCUGCAGCUCAUCACCCGCGAGCUGCUCUCCAUGCACCACCAGUCUGACCCCUCACUCUCCAAGGAGUUCGACUACCUGCCUCCUGUAGAGAGUCGCUCCGUAUCGGGCUUUGUGGGCCUGAAGAACGGAGGGGCCACCUGCUACAUGAACGCCGUCUUCCAGCAGCUCUACAUGCAGCCAGGCCUUCCCGAGGCUUUCCUAUCCAUCGAGGACGAUACAGAGAACCCGGAAGAGAGUGUGUUCUGUCAGGUCCAGUCUCUGUUUGGGCAUCUGAUGGAGAGCAAACUGCAGUACUACGUCCCGGAAAACUUCUGGAAGAUCUUUAAGAUGUGGAAUAAGGAGCUGUAUGUGCGUGAACAGCAGGAUGCCUACGAGUUCUUCACCAGUCUGGUGGACCAGCUGGACGAACACCUGAAGAAAAUUGGACGGGAGCAGAUCUUCAAGAACACGUUCCAGGGCAUUUUCUCCGACCAGAAGAUCUGCAAAGACUGUCCACACAGGUAUGAGCGGGAGGAGACGUUCAUGGCGCUGAACCUGGGGGUGACGUCCUGCCAGAGCCUGGAGAUCUCCCUGGACCAGUUUGUCAGGGGAGAGGUGCUGGAGGGCAGCAACGCCUACUACUGCGAGAAGUGCAAGGAGAAGAGAACCACAGUGAAGCGCACCUGCAUCAAGUCCCUGCCCAGCGUGCUGGUCAUCCACCUGAUGCGCUUCGGCUUCGACUGGGAGAGCGGACGCUCCAUCAAAUACGACGAGCAGAUCCGGUUCCCCUGGGUGUUGAACAUGGAGCCGUACACGGUGUCCGGCAUGGCCCGGCAGGACUCGAGCGCCGACCACGGCGAGAACGGCCGCGGCGGCGAGGCCUCGGGCGGCUCCUCCCCCCGGAAGAAGGUCACCAUCUCGGAGAACUACGAGCUCGUGGGCGUGGUGGUGCACAGCGGCCAGGCCCACGCCGGACACUACUACUCCUUCAUCAAGGACCGCCGGGGCUGUGCUCGAGGGCGCUGGUACAAGUUCAACGAUAACGUGGUGGAGGAGUUUGACAUGAAUGAUGAGACCCUGGAGUACGAGUGCUUUGGAGGAGAGUACAGGCCCAAAGUAUAUGACCAAUCUAACCCGUACCCAGACGUGCGGCGGCGCUACUGGAACGCCUACAUGCUCUUCUACCAGCGCAUCUCCGACCAGAACUCCCCGGUGCUGCCCAAGAAGAGCCGGGUCAGCGUCAUGAGACAGGAAGCCGAGGAUCUCACCCUCUCGGCCCCCUCCUCUCCUGAGAUCUCCCCCCAGUCCUCCCCGCGGCCCCCCAGGGCCAACAACGACCGGCUGACCCUCCUGACGCGCCUGGUGAGGAAGGGCGAGAAGAAGGGCCUGUUUGUGGAGAAGAUGCCCGCUUGGAUCUACCAGAUGGUGAGGGAUGAGAACCUGCGCUUCAUGAAGAACCGAGACGUGUACAACCCAGACUACUUCAACUUCACCCUCUCCCUGGCCUCUGUCAACGCUACCAAGCUGAAGCACCCCUCAUACCAGGCCAUGGCCAAGGGCAGUCUGCAGCUGGCCGUCCACUUCCUCUUCCACACCUACCUGCGCACCAAAAAGAAACUCAGGGUGGACACGGAGGAGUGGAUUGCCACGGUGGAGGUGCUGCUGUCCAAGAGCAGCGAGGCGUGCCAGUGGAUGGCCCAGUACCUGGUGGGGCCCGAGGGCCGCGAGAUCAUCAAGAUCUGCUUGCUGGAGUGCAGUGUGCGGGAGGUGCGUGUGGUGGUGGCCAACCUCCUGGAGAAGACUCUGGAGAGCGCGCUGCACUUCCAGGACCCCGGGCUGGACUGCCUGCUGGACGCGCUCCUCUCCCUCCUGGACAAGGACGUGCCCGAGAACUGCAAGAACUGCUCGCAGUACUUCUCCCUCUUUAGCAGCUUCGCCCAGAGGGGCGGAGAACCCUGUCAGCUGCUGCUGAAGCAUGCUGCCUACCGCCGCAUGCUCAUCUUCUUGCUGGGACCCAACCGCCAGAACAACCAGAACCGGCGCUGGAGCUCGGCCCAGGCCCGCGAGUUCCUGCACCUGCACAACACGCUGGCCAUGGUGGUGCUGCAAACGGACCUGGGCUCCCACAGAACCGAGGCUCCAGGUGUAUAUAAGUAUACCUCAUCCAGUAGCCACGGUUCCGCCCCUCUCCUCCCCCUCCACCCUGACAUCAACACUCUGCUCUUCAAGCCUGAGGGACAGCCAUACCUGCUGGAGGUGAUGUUUGCCAUGCGGGAGCUGUCGGGCCCUCUGACUUUACUCAUGGACAUGAUCACGUAUAGCUGCUUCUGUAAUGAGCCUUUCUCUCUGGGAGUGCUGCAGCUGCUUAAGAAUCAGCUGGAGACUGCUCCUCCACACGAGCUCAAGAACGUCUUCCAAAUGCUACAGGAGAUCCUGAUGGUGGAGGAUCCAUUGCAGGCCAGAAGACUGAAGUUUGCAUUUGAAUCAGACAAGGGGUUGCUGGCACUGAUGCACCAGAGCAACAAUGUAGAUAGCAGUCGCUGCUACCAGUGUGUCAAGUUCCUGGUUACCUUGGCCCAGAAGUGCGCUCCAGCAAAAGAAUAUUUUAAGGAGUUGUCUGGGCACUGGAGCUGGGCGGUUCAGUGGCUACAGAAAAAGAUGUCUGAGCAUUACUGGACCCCUCAAAGUAACGUCUCCAAUGAGACAUCCACUGCCAAAACCUUCCAGCGCACCAUCUCUGCACAGGACACGCUGGCCUAUGCCACGGCACUCCUGAACGAGAAGGAGCAGUCAGGAAGCAGUAACGGCUCCGAUGGCAGCCCAGCCAAUGAGAACUCAGACCGUAGCCUCAGACAGGGCUCCGAGUCUCCCAUGAUGUUGGGCGACUCCAAGAGUGAUCUAGAGGACGUGGACCCCUAAGCGCUUUUCUCAGCGUUUUUUGGGGGUGUGAUUAUUUUUUCGAAAGCAAAAAAAAAGAAAAAAAGAAAAGAAGCAUAAACAAUCCCUCCAAUGGAGAGACAUUGUGGCUUCAAGCAGCCAAUCAAAAAGACUGUGUUUGACCUCCAGCAGCAGACAGAUUUAAAACAAACAGAAAAAAAAGAAUGGAGGAAGCAGACAAAGCGACACAGCCAAUCAGAACACUGAACUUCUGUUGCCCCAGUGAUGCUGGAAACGUUUUUCGACCCUAGACGGUCAACACCAACAGACACCAAUGCUGUUCUGGAUUAGAUUAAUCACCAAUCACUAUAUCUGACCAUUUGUGGGCUACAACAUUGUUGUUGUUUUUGUUUUUUUCCUCAAGCAAAAAGUGUUUAGUAGAACACCAAUGAAGUCAGCUCUUACUGCUUAUUUUGCCCUUUUAAAGUCUCACACUAGAACUACAGGAUGAAAAUAUGGUGCCCAGGGGCUUCUUUUAAAAAACAAAAAAAAGACAAAAAAAAAACCAAACAAAAACAAAUCGGCAAGUCUGCACAUUUGCCAAUGUAAUUAAACAGAUCCUAUUCACGAUAAUGUAAAGAUAUGUCACAGGGGUAAUUUCAAAUGUAAAAAAAAUAAUAAUAAUAAUAUUUUUUAAAGUAUCCUAACGCUCCUUUGAGUGUCUGUUCAAAAUUGAUGAGGUGCUGCUUAGUUCCUUUCAAUGCGAGGGGGAACUUAACUGGUGUCUUUCGAAAGUUCAACAAUAUAGCAAAGCAUUUUUUUUUUCUUCUUUUUCAACCCGGUAUUUGUUUGAUGCACUUUAUGGUCAAAGGAAGACAGUGAAUAGGAAUGGAAGGUCACUGUAUUGGAGACACAUACAUAUAUUUUUCUUUCUUUCUUGCUUUCUUUCUUUCUUCUGUACUGGUCGCAGUGUGGUUUCAGAGCUCUUGCCAGUGCCUCUCUGCCUAGUUUGGUUUUAGCCCCACUGAGAGAGCAGCAGCAGCAGCAUCAGACGUUUCACAUGCUCAGCCUCCGCUCCGCAGUCCUUUAGACUACCUGCACACCUGUGUUACCUGCCCGAGUACCCCAAACCACACCACCAACGACACCGACACAUCACACAAAAAAUCAACCUCGCUAUCCCAGGAUUCCACAUAACGUACAAAAGAAGUGGCCAAACAGUGGGAGGACAGCUUUGGAAAUUGAGUGCCGUGCAAGCAGUGCUGCUUGCAGUCAGCUAACCAGGAGUGGGAAUGAGCAAAUAUAUAUAUAUAUAUAUAUAUAUAUAUAUUCCAUUCUGAGACUGAGGAAAGUGAUGACGUUAUGAUCCCUUUUUCCACUACAUAUUCCCACCUAUACUGGAGCUCGAAGAGUUGGAUAGAACUUUCCAGAAUGACGAGCAGCGACAUGGACUUCCGCUGGACUGACUGACAUUUUUCCUUGAGUUUGAUCGUUUCUUUUUUAUGAGUUCCAAUACAUUGAUGGAAUGGCUUGAUUCAGUUAUUGAAGGGAUUUUUCUUUUUCUUUGUUGCUUUUUGUUUCUGUUUCUAUGCCUUACACUGUCCGUGGAAAGGAAGAGGGCUUGGCAUUUCUCAUGCUUUGCAUUAGCUUGGGUCAAAGCCAGUCGAGUUGCUCAGAGCACCUCUUUAAGGAGAGCUGAAACAUAGAUGCCAGUUGAAGUACCCAUCAUCCCUCUCUUCCCACAGGACGAAACCACAUAGUCGCUCUCGAGUUGCUAUACAGCUGGAUUUAUUUUGGGUUAUUUCUGGCCUAAUGACAAUGGGCACCCUCUCCACACAGAACAACGCACACACACACAUACACACACACUGACACGCAGAUACACAAAGAAAGAGCUGCUUUUGAUACCGUGCUUCAUGACCUCGUGUUGAAAUUGUUGACAUCAACAGGCCUCUUACUUCAGUUCUCUCGUCUUACAGGGCUUUUCCAUAGCCAAUUUAGAGUGACUCGUUUGGAUUUAGGAGGACAAGUGGUAGUCAUAUCAGAGGUCACACACACACACACACACGCACACACAUACUGCCAUAAGCUUUAACUUUUUUAUAUCAUUCAGGGGUGGUGGAUUUGCCAUUUGCCAACUGUUUUUUCUUUCGUUUUAUUUUGUUUUGGUUUUUUUUUUUUUUUUGCAGUUUACUUGAUGUUUAUUUUGUCUUUUUUUUCUUUUUGUUGAUUGUUUUCCUACUUUUUUUAUGGUUUGUUUGUUUGUUUUGUCUGCCUUAUUGUGCGCAGUAAAGAGAGGGAGAGGGUGGAAAAGGCGUUCAGCCGGAGUGCUGUCCACCGAGCCCCCAAGUGCCUUUACCCCACAACACCACCACGCCACAGCUGCACGUCUGUGCUCCUCCCUAGCACACUCAUAAAACACUCACACACACACACACACACACCACCACCUCCACAUAGCUCAUCAGACUGUAGGAGAAACAUGAUUACCCAGUAGAUUAGCAUUAGAAGACCAUUGCCACAGACUGUUGGGUGCCACGCGCUCACAAACAACGUUUCCGUUUUUUGCUUCUGUCCUGGAGAGGGUGCUGCUGACUUUGUUGUUGUUUUUGACACACGGUAGUUCACUCCUUCCUACCACCAUUUCGUUUUUUUAUUUUUUUUAAGUUUUGAUCGCAAGGACCUGAAGCAAACCAUGUACGAGCCCUCCCUUGAACUUGACAGGUUUUGUUCCUUUUCCGUCUUAACCUCUCAGAUUCAUGAGUGCUGUGGAAGAAGAUGUAGUAGCUGUGCUUUUCUUUUUUUCUGUCUUUCUUUCUUUCUUUUUUUUUAAGGAGAAGUGAUCUUGUGCUGUAAUGAACCUCUUUUUGACAAGUGUGUCCAGUCGUCUGUCUCUUUCCAGUGAAUGUGGCUUUUUUGUUUGUUUGUUUUGUUUGUUUGUUUGUUCGUUCGUUCAUGUCCCUUCUCUUGCUGCCUCGCUGUCGCAUGUGUAUCAGUGAAUGUAUGUGUGAGUUACCUCGUAUUCAGGGGAUCACUGAGUGACAUAUUGGAACACCAAAACGCUUCCCCUGAAACAAUCACUAGAACUAAGUGUACAAACCUUUCUGGACGAGCAACUAUUUGGCAGACCUCCCAUUUCUAUCGAGUCAGAAUGUUUUUUUUUUUGGUUUCCUUCAUCUUUUUUUUUUUUCUGAAUUGUAUCUGAAAAGCUUUCUAGGACGGUUAGGCAAAAUAGUCACUGUGGCCUGCACUGCUUUUAUUCUCCAACCUCUCCACCGGGCCGCCAAGUGAUGUAGGCCUAACUGCAACUAUAUGAUCCAUGUCCUUUAUCACUCUCCUGGACAGAAUGCACUUUCUUGAACUACAUCCGACACUGCAAAUAACCUAGAGUAUAGCUUCCCAUGAGCUUACGGACGUGAGAUGGGUUUUUCUUUUUAUUAUAGACACUCAGACUUUAUUUUUGUAUUUUCCCUUUUGGUUCGUCCCAUCAGUGGCUUUCUGGUGGUUGCGAUAAUCGUAGAUUGAGUUUCAUAGCUCAGAGUUCACUACUGCUGUGCCUUGACCAGAGGCAUGUUUUUGUUAUUAUUUCCCCUUUGACACACACAGACACACACACACACACACACACAUACGCACGCACAUACAAUUCCCCGUCUCUCACAGACAUCAGACACCUCAGCAUCAGCUGCGUGCAGCCUCGUCCAUGGUCAGAGCCACCCCGACCUGCGUCAGCUGCAGUGACGGAACAUCUCGUCAGUCUGCGCCAAGUUCAAAUUAGUGUGCCAAGGACUAGGAGUUCCUCCCCGACUGAAGACGGGUUCACGUGUCAUGAGACAAAGCCGAAUCUGCUGACCCGCUAAAAGAGACCGACUCGAGGGGCCUGGGGCAGACCGUUACAAAAGCUCUAGAGCUCUAAACAUGUGUCGCCUCUCGACUCCUUGUCGUUCUUUUUUCUUUUUCUUUUUUUUUUACUGCCCCUCUUGCGCCUGUAGUUCUUCUCUAAAGGGUUCUGGAGGGUCUCCUGGAUUUUUAAAAAUCGGGUGAAGGGGAGGGGGUUGAAGCCUAUACGGGUUUUUAUUGAACGCUUCGGUUCCUCAGAUUUGAGCAUCCACCUGUAUGCUGGAAGUCUGAACGUUCUGAAGUGACAAUUCUGUUAAUGCAUGUUAAAACCGCGUUUUAAUUUGUACAUCAGAGUUUGAUUAUGGGAAUAUUUGAUAUAAAAAAAUAAAACUGGAAUGCUCAACCUUU